AAACACGCGAUGUUUGAAAAAACACCAACGCAUCUGUCCUGAACGCUGGAGUUAACUGUUUAGGUUUCAGCAUCAGUUUUGCCGGGCACCACAGCUAGAUAGCACUAUUAUCUAUAUCGUGGUCCGACGAGGGAGUUUAAUUGCUAAAAGAGUGGAGAUGCAGCCUGCAACAGCUAAGUGGUAUGACAGACGGGACACUGUUUUUGUAGAGUUCUUUGUGGAGGACAGUAAAGAUGUGAAAGUAAAUUUUGACAAGUUCAAAGUUGACUUCUGCUGUGUCAGUGGAUCAGAUAAUAUCAAACAACAGAACACAGUGGAACUUUUCGAAGAGAUUGACCCCAAAGAAUCCAAACACAGACGAACUGGCAGAUCUGUGUUGUGUUGUUUACGAAAAGCAGAGGCUGGCAAAUCAUGGCCACGACUUACCAAAGACAAGACAAAGUGCAACUGGCUGGGUGUGGACUUCAGUAAUUGGAAAGACUGGGAGAAUGACUCGGAUGAGGACUUGUCUAGUUUUGACAAAUUCUCAGAGAUGAUGAACAGCAUGGGAGGGGAUGAUCUACCUGAUUUAGAUGUCACAGGAGAAGAGCAUGAACAUGGAGACAGCGACGAUGAAAAAUUGCCUGACCUUGAGUAGAUCAACAUGGAUGCCACCUCAGUAGUAAACAAAGUGAGUUAUAAAGUUGGUUGAAGAGAGAGACGAGACAUGAGUUGGCAGCCAUGUUGGGAAGAGAUCUCAUCUCUACGCAGUUUCCAAAGUGAAACCCCUCAAGGGAGGGAAAGUGAGUGACUGUUAGAUACAGACAUGCACAGAGAUCCAUAGCGACAUACAGUGCUGUGCUUUGCUGUUCUGUUCUGCAUGGACAAUUCUGUUCAAAUGAAAAUGUUAUUGUUCAUUGACUUAAACGACUGUAAUGGGAUGUUCUGAUGUCUUACACCUUCUCUCUCUCUGUUUUUUUGCAAUGUCAGGUUAUGUAUUGAACAUUGUGAUUUCUAAUGACAGAAAAAAACACACUCAAAAUGCCUAUUUUCCAAAAAAGUAGAUUUUUUUAAUGACAGAUUUUCCCCUUUUAAUGUUUGUAUUGUAAAAUGCACUUAUUUUGUUUGUUAAUUUAAAAAGCAGGAGUUCCGCUUGAAAUAAGUUUUCUGAUGUAUGCCAACAUCUGCAAAUAUUUAACAAUAACUUCAUUUUUUUAAACAUACUUCAGCAUUUAAAAUAAACAGAUAUGCUUGUGCAACUUGCAGCUUGUGUUGAGAUUAUGGAAGUGGAGUGGUACAAUCUUUGCAUAUAAUCAUACCUUUGCUAAGGUGAGUUUGUUUCUCUAUGUGUACUAAACAUUGCACAUUGUAGCAGGUACAAAGAUUAAUUUUCUUCCAUGUGCGUACUGAGGCGAGGGCAGAAAGCCUGUAUAGUCUACCAAGAGUUUCCCAAAUAGUUUAACCAAUACAGGUUCUAACUGUUUGUUAAUCAGAUACACUAGAACUUUGCUUUGGCAGCUUGUGUAUUUGAUUCAACAGAUGUUGGAACACUUUUGCGUUUGUUUUAUGCUGUGGGAGUUUAAGUAUACAUUUCUAAUAAACUGUUUCAGACUGUUGAAUACAA
Molecule: messenger RNA, 1603 nt
Organism: Plectropomus leopardus (leopard coralgrouper)
Lineage: Eukaryota; Metazoa; Chordata; Actinopteri; Perciformes; Serranidae
Source: RefSeq, a predicted model, not a curated record